This is a messenger RNA of Paramecium tetraurelia, 1029 nucleotides long. RefSeq lists its product as uncharacterized. NCBI's taxonomy places the organism in Eukaryota, Ciliophora, Oligohymenophorea, Peniculida, Parameciidae. The transcript is spliced from 5 exons. The record is from RefSeq and is a predicted model, not a curated record.
AUGCAAUCAGAUCCUUACAAUUGGCCUUUUCCAAAUCGAAAUGAUCUAAUGAAUUUAUCCACUAUAAAAAAUUAAAAAAGAGACUUUGUUUAUGAUAAUCGAGCACAAUCCACCAUGUCUAUUGAAGGUAUUGAUGGCGCUGCUCCCAAAUUGAAGCCUUAUCAAUAUAUCAAUAAAGAGUAAUUUUGUAAUAGAGACGAUGAUAUCCCUGGAACCAAAUCUAGACCCUAAAUAAGAUAUACCAAUAGGUCAGAUAAUCAAUUGAUGAUUGAUGAUAUUAAAGGGACUCGACCAUAAAUCUGUAAAUUUUAGACUAAUCGAUAACCAAUUAAUCCACUCGAACCAACUUACAAAAUUCCUUCCUUUGAAUAAGCAGAACCUUAUCAAACCAAAUUUAUUAGAGACAGCUAUAAUGUCAAUGACAUCGAAGGAGCUUAGCCAUCAAUGAAUAAUCCAAGAUUGAAAAAAUAACCAAUCCCUUUGCCUGAGAUCGAAGGCUCACAUUCAAAAUAAUUACAUGUUUAAAAAGUAGAUGGAAUUAAUAAUUUCCAGGUCAAAGAUAUCAAUAAUGAUAUGCUCCAUAAAUACAUAAGAAAUACAAACCCGAUUGAACCAGUCUAUUCUCACAGGGAUGAAGAUGGCAAGAAAAUUGAAAUCGGUUUUGUUGAAGGCAGUAAAAGUAAAUAACUACAUCCUAUAACCAUCAAUAAAUUUGCAUCUUCCAUAUUAACUACCUAAGACAUUGUUGGUGCACAAGCAGGUUCUCAUUCUUAACAUUUCUUGAGAACCAAUGAUAGAAAAGAUUACAGACAGACUAAUAAUGUCUAAGACAUUGAAGGAGUACAAGCAGGAUCACUCAAAAAGGGAAUUGUAAGCAAAAGAUAUACAAAUCCCUUGAUGCCAGCCUAUUAAAUGCCAGGGAAUGCUGAAUUAUACUCCACCUAACAAAAAAGUGUAUUCUCGAAGAAUGCCAGUAAUUAAAUGUUUACCAAUGCAUAAAAAAUGGAUCAAUUUUUAGCUCAAGGUUGA